Drosophila obscura is the source of this 2584-nucleotide messenger RNA. It is a transcript of the gene nAChRalpha2, whose product is annotated as acetylcholine receptor subunit alpha-like 2. The record is from RefSeq and is a predicted model, not a curated record. Gene Ontology annotation, molecular function: acetylcholine-gated monoatomic cation-selective channel activity; transmembrane signaling receptor activity. The coding region runs from base 739 to 2460 and encodes 573 amino acids. Gene Ontology annotation, biological process: chemical synaptic transmission; nervous system process; monoatomic ion transmembrane transport. NCBI's taxonomy places the organism in Eukaryota, Metazoa, Arthropoda, Insecta, Diptera, Drosophilidae. The transcript is spliced from 7 exons. Gene Ontology annotation, cellular component: synapse; neuron projection; postsynaptic membrane.
CUAUGCAGGACAGCACGGAGCGAACACAGCCAGACUGCAGCAGUUUUGGUGAAAUUCAGUGAAAGUCUGCCUCUCAAAAAGAACAAAUCCAGCGCAAAUAUUGCAAAUAUUUUCAAUAUAUUUUUGGAACAAUAUUCGCAGUGAAAAAUUAAAAUUUUUUGGUGCAGUUUAAAUUUAUUUUGGUUCAUUUUGCCGGACGAACAACAAUCAGCUGCAUGGGCGCAGCUGGCUUCAUCUUUGUGGCAAACGGGAGUUUCCAGCUCCCAGUUCCCGUCAGAGCAGUUGAUUCUUUCAGGUUUCUGAGCGGAUGAGGACCGGCCGUCUGCGCCGACGUCAAAAUCAGCAGCAGCAGCAGCAACAGCAGCAGCAACAGCAGCAGCAGCAACAGCAGCAGCGGCAACAGCAGCGGCAACAGCAGCGGCAGGCAGUGGCUGUAUCUUCCCCGAGACUUGGAGACUUUUAAACGCUUUUAGCUCAUGUGCUAAAACACAAAAAAAAAAAAAACAAAAAAUACUCGCUCUUCUCGGUGUCGCGUCGCUCGGAACUACGUCAGAGCUACGUCGUCCGGAGGAGACUCCAGAGAUUGUAGAGGCAACAGAACAGCACAGCACAGAGCAGAGCUGAACAGCCAAAAAGGUAAACAAAAACCUGUGCGCGUGUUGUGUAUCAAUACCCGUAAAAGACCGGCCCGGCCGCCGUCAAGGCCUUCUUCUACGACAGAAGGCGGCGUGUGACGUCAUGGCGCGCUGCUCACGCCCACAACUGGCACCCAUGCUCUCGGCCAUGUGGCAGCACUGCAAGCUACUCUGCCUGCUGGUCGUGUUUCUGCUGCUCUGCGAAACAGUCCAUUGCAAUCCGGACGCCAAGCGGCUCUAUGACGAUCUGCUGAGCAACUAUAAUCGCCUCAUUCGACCCGUCAGCAAUAACACGGACACGGUGCUGGUCAAGCUGGGUCUGCGGCUGUCGCAACUCAUCGAUUUGAAUCUGAAAGAUCAAAUUCUAACGACGAACGUCUGGCUGGAGCAUGAAUGGCAGGAUCAUAAAUUCAAAUGGGAUCCCUCCGAAUAUGGCGGAGUUACCGAGCUUUAUGUGCCCUCCGAGCACAUCUGGCUACCCGACAUUGUUCUCUACAAUAAUGCCGAUGGGGAGUAUGUGGUAACCACCAUGACCAAGGCCAUACUCCAUUACACGGGCAAAGUGGUGUGGACACCGCCUGCCAUUUUCAAAUCCAGCUGCGAGAUUGAUGUCCGCUACUUUCCGUUCGAUCAGCAGACCUGCUUUAUGAAAUUCGGCUCCUGGACCUAUGAUGGUGAUCAGAUCGAUUUGAAGCACAUCAGCCAGAAGAACGACAAGGACAACAAAGUGGAGAUUGGCAUUGAUUUGCGCGAGUAUUAUCCCAGUGUCGAGUGGGACAUAUUGGGCGUGCCAGCGGAGCGGCAUGAGAAAUAUUAUCCGUGCUGUGCCGAACCGUAUCCGGAUAUCUUCUUCAACAUUACACUGAGGCGAAAGACUCUGUUCUACACGGUUAAUCUGAUCAUUCCGUGCGUGGGCAUCUCCUACCUGUCGGUGCUCGUUUUCUAUCUGCCCGCGGACUCUGGCGAAAAGAUUGCGCUCUGCAUCAGCAUUCUGCUCUCACAGACCAUGUUCUUCCUGCUCAUAUCCGAGAUUAUACCCUCAACGUCGCUGGCCCUGCCGCUGCUGGGAAAGUACCUACUCUUCACCAUGUUGCUGGUGGGGCUGAGCGUCGUCAUUACCAUCAUUAUACUCAAUAUACACUAUCGGAAGCCGAGCACCCACAAGAUGCGGCCCUGGAUACGCUCGUUCUUCAUCAAGCGGCUGCCCAAGUUUCUGCUGAUGCGUGUCCCCAAGGAUUUGCUGCGUGAUCUGGCCGCUAAUAAGAUCAAUUACGGCCUGAAGUUCAGCAAGUCGAAGUUCGGCCAGGCCCUGAUGGAUGAGAUGCAAAUGAACUCGGGCGGCUCCAGUCCGGACUCCAUUCGGCGCAUGCAAGGCCGUGUCGGGGUGGGGGGAUGCACUGGCAUGCAUGUUACCACGGCCACCAACAGAUUCAGCGGCCUGGUGGGCGCUUUGGGUGGCGGCCUCAGCACAUUGAGCGGCUACAACGGCCUGCCAUCGGUGCUGUCCGGCCUGGACGACUCUUUGAGCGAUGUGGCGGCACGCAAAAAGUAUCCUUUCGAGCUGGAGAAGGCCAUCCACAACGUCAUGUUCAUACAGCAUCACAUGCAGCGGCAGGACGAGUUCAAUGCGGAGGAUCAGGAUUGGGGCUUUGUGGCCAUGGUCAUGGAUCGGCUCUUUCUGUGGCUCUUCAUGAUCGCGUCGCUGGUGGGCACAUUUGUGAUCCUGGGCGAGGCACCCUCGCUGUACGACGACACCAAGGCCAUUGAUGUCCAGCUGUCGGAUGUUGCCAAGCAAAUCUACAAUCUAACCGAGAAGAAGAAUUAAAUUCAUAAAUGAAACUGAAUCUAAAUCCUAACCCUAAGUUGAUUUCGUAGCUUAAUGUUUUCAAAUUAAAAUUAAUAUACAAGCAAAAUACAAAUAAAAUAAAAAACAAAAUUUGUUGGCCCCA